Vigna umbellata (rice bean) is the source of this 1659-nucleotide messenger RNA. RefSeq lists its product as uncharacterized. NCBI's taxonomy places the organism in Eukaryota, Viridiplantae, Streptophyta, Magnoliopsida, Fabales, Fabaceae. The record is from RefSeq and is a predicted model, not a curated record.
CUUACAGAUCAAGUCUUGUAGGUUGGCUGUUUUAUAGACAAAGACUCCAAACAUUAUUCCUUCAAUUCAGCAGAAUUACAUUGUGAUUGGAGUCACUUUCCUCUAAUCAAGCAUCUUCUUUACUCAUUUUAUAGACUGAAACAUCUUUUACAAUUCCAAUUUCUCACACAUUUGUCUUUCUCCUUUGUUUCUAUUCUCCAACAGUAAUAGACAAAAUCUUCUCUGAUCUUCCAACUUACACACAAUCUUUCAACUCCAUGAAACUUCAAUAAAUGUUCAUCAGACUCACUUUCAUUUUGUAUCACUCUAUAUCAGAAAGACUAUCAAAAGUGUUCUUUCUUUCUGUUCCUUUCUGUUCUCAACUUCUGAAUCAAAAUCAACCACAUAUUUUCAGUCCUUAAAGCCAUAUUGUUUUUCUGUUUGCUCCCAAUUCUGUUUACAUCUUUUUGUGUGUUGUCAUGUGCUCAGAAACAACUCCACCUCGUCUCUCUUUCUCUCAUGAUCUCUCCGAACUACAAGUUUCUCCGAUGAAACAAGAUGUUACAUUGUUGCAUGACUCAAAUUCUGAUUUUGAGUUCAACACUUGCAGCAGCAGCCUCGCGUUUGAAUCAUCUUCUGCAGAUGAACUUUUCUCUAAUGGGGUGAUCCUUCCGAUUCAGAUGCAACACAAAACCACUGCAAGAAAACUCACUCAUCAUUUGGAACAUCCUCACACAACAAACACAACAAAACUCCCUCCUCGUCCGUGUGCCUCGAGUGUCGACAAAGUGAAGAAAGAAACCAUUAGAGAACUCCUAGAUGUGACUCCUGAUCAUGAGAAGAAGCCUCAUUCGAAGUCUUUCUGGGGAUUCAACAGAAGUAAGAGUCUGAAUCGUGAUACAAAGAAGAACUUGACAUGCUCUAUAUCUCUUUUGUCAAGAAGCAAUUCAACAGGUUCAGUGACAAAUCCAAAGAGAGUGAGUUCAAACAAGCAUUCUUCAGCAGCUAAAUCAUCAUCAUCAUAUUCAUAUUCUUCCUUAAAUAUGCAUCCUUUGCAGAAAUCUCCUUCAGGUAAGGGUUAUGGAGGGUAUUAUCCCAACGGGCUUAGGAUUAAUCCUGUGUUGAACGUACCAACUCCUUGUGUUACAAAGGGAAGUACAAAUCUCUUCAGUUUGGGUUCAUUUUUACGCGUUGGGAAGGUUAAGAAGAGCAAGAAAUGAAUUUCUCUUGUGUUUUCAUCGUCAUCGUAAUCAUGUCAUGAAAUCAUCUUGGUUUAUUUUUUUAUCAUAGUCAUCGUUUGCUAUGAUCAGACAAAGAAAGUGAGAAUUAAUAAAAGGCUAAUUACUGGAUCGCAUGAUAAUCAAUGAAGUUGAUUAAGCCAUAUGCAGAUAAUGAUUAAAUAUCAGUAUUAGAAACUGAAAUAAUAUAUUGUAACAUAUCAUGGAUCGAAUUUAGAUUCUCUGUUACUCUGUUGUAUUGUACCUUUAAAAUACAUUAUCAACAUUAAUUUUGAUGUUUUAAAAUAUAUUAAAAUGAUUUUUAAUAUAUCAAUAUCAUUGUAUUUUGAUGGAUCUAGUGGAUGGCAUGGCCAUAAGAGGGUGUCCAUCUUGGGAGACAUAACAAUGGGAGUUUGUCUUAUUUUGUUUUCUUCUGUGAUUCCUCACUACUUCUAAAUAUGGA